Homo sapiens (human) is the source of this 9031-nucleotide messenger RNA. RefSeq names its product malic enzyme 2 (gene ME2). Bases 204 to 1958 code for a protein of 584 amino acids. Lineage: Eukaryota; Metazoa; Chordata; Mammalia; Primates; Hominidae. Gene Ontology annotation, cellular component: mitochondrial matrix. Gene Ontology annotation, molecular function: malic enzyme activity; NAD binding; oxidoreductase activity, acting on the CH-OH group of donors, NAD or NADP as acceptor. The record is from RefSeq and is marked reviewed. The transcript is spliced from 16 exons.
CUCUCGGCCGCUCUUCGGGCCGCCUCUGCGUGUGGGGCCGCCCGCGCCAGUGUGAGCCUGAGCUGACGGCGGCUCCGGGAGGCUCGCAGAAGGGGAGGGCCGGGCGGCGCGGGAGCUGAGCAUCGCCAGGGCGGGCGGCAGGGCGCGGCCUCUCCGCCGGGUGUACCACCUGUCGCGGCGCGAGACCUCUGGUGAAAGAAAAGAUGUUGUCCCGGUUAAGAGUAGUUUCCACCACUUGUACUUUGGCAUGUCGACAUUUGCACAUAAAAGAAAAAGGCAAGCCACUUAUGCUGAACCCAAGAACAAACAAGGGAAUGGCAUUUACUUUACAAGAACGACAAAUGCUUGGUCUUCAAGGACUUCUACCUCCCAAAAUAGAGACACAAGAUAUUCAAGCCUUACGAUUUCAUAGAAACUUGAAGAAAAUGACUAGCCCUUUGGAAAAAUAUAUCUACAUAAUGGGAAUACAAGAAAGAAAUGAGAAAUUGUUUUAUAGAAUACUGCAAGAUGACAUUGAGAGUUUAAUGCCAAUUGUAUAUACACCGACGGUUGGUCUUGCCUGCUCCCAGUAUGGACACAUCUUUAGAAGACCUAAGGGAUUAUUUAUUUCGAUCUCAGACAGAGGUCAUGUUAGAUCAAUUGUGGAUAACUGGCCAGAAAAUCAUGUUAAGGCUGUUGUAGUGACUGAUGGAGAGAGAAUUCUGGGUCUUGGAGAUCUGGGUGUCUAUGGAAUGGGAAUUCCAGUAGGAAAACUUUGUUUGUAUACAGCUUGUGCAGGAAUACGGCCUGAUAGAUGCCUGCCAGUGUGUAUUGAUGUGGGAACUGAUAAUAUCGCACUCUUAAAAGACCCAUUUUACAUGGGCUUGUACCAGAAACGAGAUCGCACACAACAGUAUGAUGACCUGAUUGAUGAGUUUAUGAAAGCUAUUACUGACAGAUAUGGCCGGAACACACUCAUUCAGUUCGAAGACUUUGGAAAUCAUAAUGCAUUCAGGUUCUUGAGAAAGUACCGAGAAAAAUAUUGUACUUUCAAUGAUGAUAUUCAAGGGACAGCUGCAGUAGCUCUAGCAGGUCUUCUUGCAGCACAAAAAGUUAUUAGUAAACCAAUCUCCGAACACAAAAUCUUAUUCCUUGGAGCAGGAGAGGCUGCUCUUGGAAUUGCAAAUCUUAUAGUUAUGUCUAUGGUAGAAAAUGGCCUGUCAGAACAAGAGGCACAAAAGAAAAUCUGGAUGUUUGACAAGUAUGGUUUAUUAGUUAAGGGACGGAAAGCAAAAAUAGAUAGUUAUCAGGAACCAUUUACUCACUCAGCCCCAGAGAGCAUACCUGAUACUUUUGAAGAUGCAGUGAAUAUACUGAAGCCUUCAACUAUAAUUGGAGUUGCAGGUGCUGGCCGUCUUUUCACUCCUGAUGUAAUCAGAGCCAUGGCCUCUAUCAAUGAAAGGCCUGUAAUAUUUGCAUUAAGUAAUCCUACAGCACAGGCAGAGUGCACGGCUGAAGAAGCAUAUACACUUACAGAGGGCAGGUGUUUGUUUGCCAGUGGCAGUCCAUUUGGGCCAGUGAAACUUACAGAUGGGCGAGUCUUUACACCAGGUCAAGGAAACAAUGUUUAUAUUUUUCCAGGUGUGGCUUUAGCUGUUAUUCUCUGUAACACCCGGCAUAUUAGUGACAGUGUUUUCCUAGAAGCUGCAAAGGCCCUGACAAGCCAAUUGACAGAUGAAGAGCUAGCCCAAGGGAGACUUUACCCACCGCUUGCUAAUAUUCAGGAAGUUUCUAUUAACAUUGCUAUUAAAGUUACAGAAUACCUAUAUGCUAAUAAAAUGGCUUUCCGAUACCCAGAACCUGAAGACAAGGCCAAAUAUGUUAAAGAAAGAACAUGGCGGAGUGAAUAUGAUUCCCUGCUGCCAGAUGUGUAUGAAUGGCCAGAAUCUGCAUCAAGCCCUCCUGUGAUAACAGAAUAGAAGCACUCCCCUGAUAAAUACUUUCUGUGCUCCAGGGAACCCCUUUUUUCAGACAAGAAGAGAUAAUGUCUUCAGUUUUAUGGUGUUUUCUGUGUUUUGUUCUCCCUGACCACUUUGGUUGAUGUAUUUUUUCCAUGCGUCUCCACAUCUGUUGGGGUAGACGUGUUGAUUGAUUGCAUUGCCCACCAGCACCCUACAGUCAGAUAGUUGUGAUGCUUUAAUUCUAACAUACAGCCCGUACCACAUCCAGGAGAUGUAAAAAGUGUGUUUGUGAAUGUCUUCACUUGUACUCUAAUUCAGACUUGCCAAAGUAUUUGCUAUUUACUAUUAUGGGUAAUACUCUUCUCUGGCCUAGUUCUUACAGAGCUACUAAAAUAGAAAUUUACUUUUAUGGAUAGAAGUACAGAAUUUUGAGAAGAAACUAAAUUUUCACCAAAUUUUAAGGAAAAAUUGUCAUUAUCUAAAAAUGUUCUUAUAUAUCUGCUUCAUCUUACCUUCAUACUCUGAAAUUCCCUAUAGCAGACAGAGCUAGGGAAAUAUUAAAAAUUUACCCUAUUUAUUUUCUGGAACUAAAUCAAGCCUUAACUAUAACAUUAUGAGAGUAAUGGGAACUACUGCUGGCUUUAAGUAAAUAAAAGUCAUUGUUUUCAACAGUGUAUAAAAAUCAUAGUGUAACCUUUUUAUUUAAUAAAUAUCUUACAUUUAAUUGCUUCAGUUAUGCUAUCUUAUUGCCCAACUAGAAAUUUAGAUUUGCUUAUGAAAAACACAUAUUUUUGUUACUUCUAGAUGAUUCUAGGAGGGAGUAUAAGAUACCUAAUCAUAUGGGAACAUCACGUGACUUUUUAAAUCUAAAUUAGUCAUGCUUCACAUCAAAAUGAGUCAUAUUUAACUGGAGAAACUAUGCCCUUAUUCCAGAACUGAUGCUCUUUAUUGCUUGAGAUAAUUUUGGAAUGUUACUAUGAUACUGUUUCUUUGAAUAUCAUUAGUAGUGACAACUCUUUCUCCAUUGAAGGCAGACUUAAUUUUUUUAAACCACCAACAUUAAUUUAGAGCUAAAUGGGGAUGAAUAAGGUUGGUGUUCAUCUGGGAAAUGCCUUUUUUAAUCCCAGUAAAAUGGGUAAUAAUGGCUAUCCAGAACAGUUUUCUUGUGUGGCUUGCAUAUUGAAGAAUUCUAAAGGAAAAUAUAUCUGCCUACCAUGCUUGCUCUUAGGGAAGAAAACUUAAAUGCUCAUUCUAGGAUAGUAACAACAACAGAUAAUUCAUCGAUAAUAUGAGCAUGCACAGUAUUUGAUAUUGCUCUGUAGGAAAAAAGAGACUUCAUUUUUUUCAUCUUCUGCCUAUGAAUACAAAUUGAUUCUUUUUUUUUUUUUUUUUUUUUGAGACAGAGUCUCACUCUGUUACCAGGCUGGAGUGCAGUGGUGUGAUCUCAGCUCACUGCAACCUCUGCCUCCCAGGUUCAAGCAGUUCUCCUGCCUCAGCCUCCCAAGUAGCUGGGACUACAGGUACACGCCACCACGCCCAGCUAAUUUUUGUAUUUUUAGUAGAGACGGGAUUUCACCAUGUUGGCCAGGAGGGUCUCGAUUUCCUGACCUCGCGAUCCGCCCACCUCAGCCUUCCAAAGUGCUGGGAUUACAGGCGUGAGCCACCGCACCCAGCCAAUUUUUUUUUUUUUUUUUUUUGAGACAGAGUCUCGCUUUUGUCGCCCAGUCUGGAGUGUAGUGGCAUGAUCUCUGCAACCUCUGCCUCCUCGGUUCAGGCGAUUCUUCUGCCUUAGCCUCCCAAGUAGCUGGGAUUACAGGCACCGGCCACCACACCCAGCUAAUUUUUGUAUUUUUAGUAGAGAUGGGGUUUCACCAUGUUGGCCAGGCUGGUCUCAAAAUCCUGACUUCAGGUGAUCCACCCACUUUGGCCUCCCAAAGUGCUGGGAUUACAGGCGUGAGCCACCACACCUGGUCCAAUUCAUCAUAAUUCUGAAUAUAAUUUAAUAAUUUUAAAAUGGUCGCAAUGGCAUUGCCAUUUGGAGUAUGGGAAAAUGCAGUUGGUUAAUUCAUUGAACAGAUUAGUAAAGUCAGAAGUCUUUUUCAUAACAUACGGUCACAAUUCCUUUCUUUUAAUUAAAGACAAAAGGUUUAUGGGUUUUGGUUUGUUUGUUUUAGAUAUGGGGUUUUGCUAUGUCACCCUUGCUGGAGGGCGGUGGCUGUUCACAGGCGUGGGUCAUAGAGCACUGCAGCCUGGAACUCCUGGGUUCAAGCUCUCCUCCUGCCUCAGCCUCCUGAGCAGCUUGGACUAAAGGUGUGCACCACCGCACCUGGCUGAGAGGCUUCUGUUUUUCAUGUUCCCUUUAUCAAAACAAAAUCACGCCUAAACAUACUCUCUGUGUGAAAUCUUGAUUUUAGUUCAACCUAAGAAAUAUAAUAAAUAUAAACCUGUUUCUUGCUUAGUGUUUAUUGAAGGCAGGAACGUAUGCUGAAUUAAAGUAAUUUUACUACGAAGUUUGCUUAUUAAGUAUGCCUGGUACAGUCUUCAUGGAAGUUAUUAAGUAUUUUAAGGAAAAAAAUAGGCUAAAUGGCAUAUAGCCUGCUUAAAUAAAAUAAUUCUAUUUUUUUAAAAAGCUCCCAAUUGUCAUUGUUAUUUACCAGUCAAUCUUUCAACAAGUAUCAAUUAUUGGAUGUAAAUUAAAGUAAAAUUGCUUAAUAUUUAAGCUAAGAAUACAGGAAGGACUAUGAGCAUUGAGGAAAUCGGGGGAGGCCAGAAUGGCAUCAAGCUGGAAAAGAAAUUAAAACAUUACCUUCGAUGAGACUUUACCUAGCAAGAAGGUAAUUAUUUUGAAUAACAGCAAUAGAGAAUCUUUUAUUUUGAAUUGAGAAGAAAUUCUGAUGAUUAGAGUGUCAGUAAGUAGUAGGAAAAGGUAAGAAUACAUGUGUUUCUAAUCUCCCACCACCACCUGUUGUAUGGAACAAAUUGGAUUACUAGCAAGGGUAAGGUUUAUUGACAAUGAGAAGUUUUAGUCCAAGAUUUUAGUUAAAAUAUUUUAAAAUUUUUUGAUUCAUAACCAAGAAGUUGCCUCAGAUCACUGUGAAGCUUUAAAAUGCAGGUGCCUUUGCUCCUCCUCCCUCCAGGCCCCCGGGGGCAGAGCCCUGGCUGGUGUCUCUUCAGGAGGACCCCUGACACACCGAUUCUGCCCUCACAAUCACUGCCUUAAAGCAGGCAGCAGAAUCUUUUGGAGAACUAACAAGAUUCUGAUGCUGAUGCAUAGGGCCUGGGGUGGGGCCUCAGAUUCUGCUUUUUUUUUUUUUUUUUUUUUUUUUUUUAAACAGGGUCUCUUUCUUUUUCCUUUCUCACUCAGGCUGCAGUGAGUGGCGUGAUCUUGGCUCACUGCAACCUCCACUUCCUGGGCUCAAACGAUCCUCCCGCCUCAGCCUCCUGAGUAGCUGGGACUAUAGGCGCAAGUCUAUGCAACCACCCAGCUAAUUUUUGUAUUUUUAGAAGAGUGGGGGUUUUGCCACGUUGCCUGGGCUGGUCUCGAACUCCUGACCUCAAGUGAUCCAACCACCUCAGCCUCCCAAAGUGCUGGAAUUACAGGCAUGAGCCACUGCACCCAGCCAAGAAUGUCCACUUCUGACAAGCUCCCAGGUGAUGCCUAUGCUGCUGGUACAGUGAACAACAUGCUGAGAGGCAUUGCUCCAGGAUACUGCAUGUAGUGAGCAGUUCUUUAGCGUUUAUGUGUCAUAUACUUCAAGUUACAUGAAAAAGAUCAACUGAAAUUAUGUUCUUACACAGAAUAGUUUUCAUCUAGUUUUAUUAUGUUUUUACAGGCUGUUUACAAGAACAAAAAUAGAGAAUUUUUGAACAUAUUUUUCUGAAAACAUAAAAACUAGAGUACUCUUUAAUUCUAAAUUAUAGAUUUGUAGCAUACUUAGUAAACUUAGUAACCAAUUUUCAUUUGUAAAAGAUUAGCUAUCAAAUGGACAUUUAUUUCUCUUAGUUUUCUUAUGACAUGACUUGCCUUAUAUCCUUUGUCCUUUUUCUGUAACUUGUCAGCCUCUGGAGAAAUAGGAUUUUACAUUUUUGCAAAUGAGUUGCCAAUGAAUUAAGAUCAAAACGUCAUUAUUAAGGAGUAUGAAGCAUUAUUUACUGGCUCUCAGAUAACAGAAAACCCAAAAGGGAUGGUGGCGGAGUGAAGAAAGCCUUGCCUUGGGAAAAAUACUUCAAAUGCUCCCAUAGUUUUUUUUCCUCAAGCCCAGUCAGUAUCCUUCAAGGAUAACUUUUUCAUACCUUUUUUUUGGUUUGUUUGUUUCUGCUAGCUUUAUGACAGAGGUUAUAAUAUUCUUUUCUCCUCUCUUCUUUGACGUGUUACGUUGUCUUUUUUUUUUUUUUUUUAACUUCUUCAUACUCUUAAAAAGCUCCAGAAUGGCCAGGCGCAGUGGCUCACGCCUAUAAUCCCAGCACUUUGGGAGGCCAAGGCAGGCGGAUCACGAGGUCAGGAGAUCAAGACCAUCCUGGCUGACACGGUGAAACCCUGUCUCUACUAAAAAUACAAAAACUUAGCCAGGCGUGGUGGCGGGCGCCUGUAGUCCCAGGUACUCGGGAGUCUGAGGAGUGAACCCGGGAGGUGGAGGUUGCAGUGAGCUGAGAUCGCACCGCUGCACUCCAGCCUGGGCGACAGAGUGAGCCUCCAUCUCAAAAAAAAAAAAAAAAAAAAAAAAAAAAAAAAAAAAAUCUCCAGGGUUCUGUUGAAUUCACCAAAAUGGGGUCAGCUCUGGUGAGCCUAUGUAAUACUCGAGAACAUUAAUAUAAACCCAUAGCUCUUUACUGGGCUUCCAUUUAAAGGGAAGUCCUAAGAAUGAAAUGGCACCAGCAUCCUGUUUCCAUCCAAGACAAGACCACACGUGUUCAGGUGCCAUGUAUUCAUAUAGCUCUCAACUGAUUGGUGAUUUGCACUUUGUGCAUCUAAUUAUUAAAAUGAAACUCUCUACAGGUGAGCUGAAGUAACAUACUUCAUAUUUAAAAAGUUCACAGCAAUUUGACCAUAGAAAACUUUCUCAUCUGAAAUCAGGGUAAGUUUUUUUAAUGUAAGCAGAGAAAAAAAUAAAGCAGUGUUUUAUUUCAAAUUUCAGUAAGUUCAGGUGGGCCUAAUUAAGACAUGACUAUUAUUACAAAUCCUAUUCUUGCCAGAAGUUACUUAGAUAGAUUAGUGAUUAGAUUUUAAAAACAUUAUUUUCCUUUCUUGAAUAAGGAAAAUUGUGCAUCUCAAAGAGAAAAGUAAAUAUGGAAAUAUGUUCAUAGUUCAGUUGCAUAAAAUAGACACAUUAAGUCAAGUGAUUUGAAUGCUUAGUGUCUUUUGGUAAACAGCAUUUUGUCAACAAACUUUUCAUAUGGCUAUAGAAUCUUGUUUUUUCCAAAUAAAAACUUUGCAAUUGGGAGUUAUUCCUCCAUUCAGCACACUUUUUAAUGUUAAGACUAGGGGAAACUUGUGGGUAUAUAUUCAGUGGUUUUCAGGAUUUUCUUUUAUGUUCUAGAAAAGUAAUUUUUCCUUUCCUAGUUUUAAGUAUAUAUUCAAGCAAAUCGUUGAUUCCUAUACAGCCAUUGGAUUAUCACCAACACAUUUGGUAUAUACAGUGGGCCGAUAAUGACAAACUAAAGUUUGUGGUUAAUACCUACUCUAUACCAGACACUGUUCUAAGGAUCCGACAUAUUUAAUCCUCUGUUUACCCUCUGUUUCUGUGCCUGAUUUACAGACAGAGACAGAGGCACAGAGAGGUUAAAUGACUUGUCAAAGGUCUUAUGAUGUGUGGCAGAGCCUGGGUUUUUAGCUCAAACCCCUCUCAGUGAAGAAAGCCUUCUGUGUAGGCAAUUUCAUCUAAUACCUUCAUGAAUUGUUACUUCAGAUGAGAAUUCUCACUUAUUCUUUUUUUUUUUUUUUUUUCUUUUCUUUGAGACAGCCUUGCUCUGUCUCCCAGGCUGGAGUGCAGUGGCGCAAUCUCAGCUCACUGCAAGCUCCGCCUCCCGGGUUAUGCCAUUCUCCUGCCUCAGCCUUCCGAGUAGCUCGGACUACAGGCGCCCGCCACCUCGCCCAGCUAAUUUUUUGUAUUUUUAGUAGAGACGGGGUUUCACCGUGUUAGCCAGGAUGGUCUCGAUCUCCUGACCUCAUGAUCCACCCGCCUCGGCCUCCCAAAGUGCUGGGAUUACAGGCGUGAGCCACCGCGCCCGGCCUCACUUAGUCUUUUACCAGUUCAUCUGAUUUUUACUUUGUUCCCAUUUAUAAUUCAAAUAUAAUAUAAACGUCUUAUUCAUUUAGUCUUCAGCAUUUUAAGUAUUCGACACGAACAUUAAAGAUUUGGUGUUGAAUUUAAUAAAUUACACCAAAAAGUCUCAGUAGCCAAUUCACUAACAUCUUUUGAUUUGGUAAUCUUCACAGAAUCAACAACUGUUAACACUUCUGUGCAAAUAAAUUUCAGUUGUGCUUAUAUAUUAUAAUAUUCACUUUAGGAAUCCACCUGUCAAUUUGCAAUUCAAUUAUAAGGUAUAUUUUAAGUGAUAUCUAUGUAUUGUAUACACAUAUUCCAUUGAAAGGUGAGAAUAAUUAGAAAGUAGUAAUAUAAAAAUGUGUAUGAAAUAAGAACUUUCUUAAAAGACCUAGUUUAGCUAAAUAUAUGACAAUAUAAAAUGUCUGCCCAAUGUUUUAUUAUACUUUGUCUAAUGACCUUUAAAUUUAACUGAAAUUAAAACCGUACUUUUGCAGUUGAUAUUUUUGUGUUCCCUUUGUUAACAUACCAAGCACUAAUUAUUGACUUCAAGGAAGCCACGUAUUGCAAGUCAUUGCUUAGCCUUUCACAUCUGAGUGUUGAUAAGAUGACGGAAUGGGUAGUCUUGUAGUAAUUGCUUAUGGGAAUGCUAGUUUAAGAGGAAUGCCUUGUAUAGAACAUAUUAUACCAGAUUGACUUGUUAAAAAUGGUUCCAAGAAUCAGUCUAAAAACUUCAGAAUUAUGUGAAUUAUUUUUUCUCUGUUGUGAUAUGUUGUAAUGAGAUGUGUGUUCUUAUAUUUUCUUAGUAAAAUUUUCUUAAGCAUAAAA